Messenger RNA from Salmo salar (Atlantic salmon), 2229 nucleotides. Its product is annotated as potassium voltage-gated channel subfamily A member 10-like. The record is from RefSeq and is a predicted model, not a curated record. Gene Ontology annotation, biological process: potassium ion transmembrane transport; protein homooligomerization; action potential. Gene Ontology annotation, cellular component: membrane; voltage-gated potassium channel complex. Gene Ontology annotation, molecular function: delayed rectifier potassium channel activity; protein binding. NCBI's taxonomy places the organism in Eukaryota, Metazoa, Chordata, Actinopteri, Salmoniformes, Salmonidae.
UUCCUGUCCUCCCUCUCUCUGGAACCUGUGUUAAAGGUCUAGGUCUCUUGGACUAGUCUACUCUGGUCUACACCUCUAGUCCUCUGAGUGUCCUGGGACGUGUUUUAAGGACCAGGGUCUAGGUGUACUUGCAGCAACAGCAGUACUAGUACUAGUAGUAGUAGUAAUAGUAGUAGUAGUAGUAAUAGUAGUAGUAGUAUUAGCAGUUGUAGUAGCCCCCCCAGCAGCAGCAGCAGCCAUGGAGGCGGCUCUAGUGGACUUUGAGAGUCUGGACGACUCCAAACUGGAAGAUGAGGUGGAUAACCCAGACAACACGGACGAGACCACGACCCUGACGGUCGACAUGCCCCCCGAAAACUGCUCCAUCCACGACUCCCAUCACCUCCUUUCCCCUCAGCCCAACCUCACAUCCACCCCCCAGCACCACUACCCCUCCGAACACUCCUCCCACCACAUCCUUUCCCCUCAGCCCAACCUCACAUCCACCCCCCAGCACCACUACCCCUCCGAACACUCCUCCCACCACCUCCUUUCCCCUCAGCCCAACCUCACAUCCACCCCCCAGCAUCACUACCCCUCUGAACACUCCUCCCACAGGAGGAAUACCUCCCCUUGCCCGUACCCCUCCCCCAAUACUCUGGAUGUGCCCCAGUCACCCGUCAUGCCACCCCACAGCAGGAGGGGGCGUCCUAGCUGUGCCAGCAUGAUCACCAACUGGAAGUUGCUGCUGAGUAGCGAGACCCAUAUGCAGAGCGAGACCAUCUUCAGCCGGCUGGCUAAGGAGUGCUGCGAGGAUGUGUUCGUGGAUAAGACGGGUCUAGACGACGGAGACCAGAAGGUCAUCAUCAACAUCGCCGGGCUACGCUUUGAGACGCAGCUCAAAACGCUCGAUCAGUUCCCUGAGACCCUUCUGGGGGACGCUAUGAAGAGGAUGGACUACUUUGACCCCAUGAGGAAUGAGUAUUUCUUUGACAGGAACCGGCCCAGCUUCGAUGGCAUCCUGUACUACUACCAGUCAGGAGGGAAGAUACGUCGGCCGGCCAACGUUCCGCUGGAUGUGUUUGCUGAUGAGAUCGUGUUCUAUGAGCUGGGGAGCGACGCCAUGGAGCAGUUCAGAGAGGACGAGGGCUUCAUCAAGGAAGUGGAGAUCCCUCUCCCGACUAAUGAGAUGUACCAGCAGUUCUGGCUGCUGUUCGAGUACCCCGAGAGUUCCAACGCAGCACGCGGCGUGGCGCUGGUCUCUGUGUUUGUCAUCGUUAUCUCCAUCAUCAUCUUCUGUAUGGAGACGCUACCGGAGUUCCGGGAUAACUCCCUGGACCCCGUCCUACCCACAACCGUCACGAAUCUGAUGCCUUUCAAUGGGAACCAAUCGCUGGGCGGCCUCGGGACCUUGUUCCCGCCCUCGGCCACACCCAAAACCAUCACCUCCACGUUCUCCGACCCGUUCUUCCUCAUUGAGACGGCCUGCAUCGUCUGGUUCUUCUUCGAACUGGUUGUGCGCUUCGUGGUCUGUCCCUCCAAGAGCAACUUCUUCCACAACCUCAUGAACAUCAUCGACAUUGUCUCCAUCAUCCCGUACUUCGUCACCUUGGUAACGGAGCUGGUCACCACCCCGGACCAGAACUCCAGCCAGAACAUGUCCCUGGCCAUCCUUCGUAUCAUCCGUCUGGUCAGGGUGUUCAGAAUCUUCAAGCUGUCCAGACACUCCAAGGGGCUCCAGAUCCUGGGCCAGACCCUGAAGGCCAGCAUGCGGGAGCUUGGCCUUCUCAUAUUCUUCCUCUUUAUUGGAGUCAUCCUCUUCUCCAGUGCCAUCUACUUUGCUGAAGUGGACGAGCCCAGCACACAGUUCGUCAGCAUACCUGACGGCUUCUGGUGGGCCGUGGUCACCAUGACUACGGUGGGCUAUGGGGACAUGUGUCCGAUCACCAUGGGCGGUAAGAUGGUGGGGACGCUGUGCGCCAUCGCUGGUGUGCUGACCAUCGCCUUACCCGUCCCCGUCAUCGUGUCCAACUUCAACUACUUCUACCACCGGGAGACGGAGGCGGAGGACAAGCAGCCGAUGGCGGAUGCAGCAAAGCUGGCCAUGAAGGCCUCAGAAGAGAGUAAACAUGGGAGUAGCACCUCUCUGAACAAGACCAACGGGACCUGGCAGGGUGAAAAGCUCACUGGCCUCUGAGAUUUACAGAGACUGACAGGUCCACUGUAGAAGAGACAAUGUGUGACAGAGAG